GAAUACGUAUUUACGUGAUUUUAUUAGUUUUUUUGACGAAAUACUAACCCCCCAAUUGAUGUGCAUAUUAAAUGUGUUAAUAUUCUAACCUCAAAUUUUUUCCGGAAUUUCGUGUAAAUAUUAAAAUCUAUGGCAUUUUAAAAUUGCUAUCUGGAUAGUUCUAUUUCUUACGAAUUGUAUUUAUUCAGUUGUAGAAACUCUAUCUAGACAGCAAGGCUAAAAUAUUAUCUGCCAUGAAAACCUAUUUGCUUUGUUAUUAUGGGAACGGUAUUUAUAUACACCCAUAUAAACAUUUUGUAUGCCAAACAGGUUAUUUUAGACUUGAUGGAAACUCUGCUCUCAAUCUUACGUAGCAAAAGUUUUUUCUACUAAAUAUAUAUGGAAGCAAUGAAAUCAAAAGUUCAGAAUACAUUCAGGGAUUAAUUACAAAAUAAGAUGAAAUACUUUCGCAUCAAUAAUUAAGUAAAAAUAUUUUUUUAUGCACAAUUAAAGUGAACUCAAGCCACACCAGAUCAAGAUUGGAUUUGUACCACAAAGCGCACCAUAUCAAUCCCGUAGCAGCUGCAGUACACUCAUUGUAAUAAAAAUAGCACGUAAAGAAAAUGGAUAGCUCUGAGUAUGAGUUGGUCCGCAAUAUGACUUUGCUAUUUUUUUUCGAACGACUGAUGGACAAGGGAGGCCCGAGAACUCUGCAUGACUUAAGCUGCCAGUUUGGAGCGAAGGGCUUUACUAAAGAGAUGCGACAAAUUGCUGGCGGCUCUCAGAGUGGACUGAAAAAAUUCCUCGCCAAAUACCCAGCCUUGUUUUCAAUCGACGGUGACUAUGUUUUUGUAAAUACCUUCCAACCUGUCGUGGCUGAGGAUAGUGGAUCAAAUCUUGGUGGGAAGAGGGACUACGCCCAGGAAGCAGUCGAAUAUUUUUCGAUGAAACUGAUGCAAUAUGGAAUCGGCACCGAAGUACCAAUCAAAAGUCUUCUAGGUCAUAGAUCGCAAGCUUCUUCCGAGGUCAGACACAUUUCUGGACAGCAUUACAAAGAGUUUCGAGACUUUCUCAUGAAAUAUCCUGACGCCUUUGCCGUUACAGAAGAUAACGUUGUUUUGAAACAGUAUGAAGGUAUGAAAGCUGAACCAUUCCGCGAAUUGGAACCAGAAACAAUCGACCCUGAAAUAACAGCUAGGCUGCUUGACUUUUUUGCGCAAUGUAUCGAAAACAAAGGACCAAUAUUGGUCGAUCAGUUGUUUCAUCUUGUUACCUCUAAAUUUCCGCAAGAAACUUGGACUUCGAUAUUCAAAACACCGCAGGAUUUGUCAACGUUUUUAAAAAUGUUUUCCGAUGCCUUCCAUGUUCAAAGUAAUCUUGUUACUCUGAUAAGCCGGCCAAAGACAUUCACAAUUGAUAACUGCCAUGGAAAAAUAAAGCGUUCCACCAGCCCAGGAAUACCAAACUGCAAUAACAGAUCGCAGCCAAAUUCACUACAAACAUCUCAGCCUACUUCGCUGCAAGUGUCUCUACAAAGUUCACAGCCAAAUUCGAUCACUUCAAAUAAUUCAGUGUCUCAACCAAACUCUCUCCAAAACAUAUCACCUACUUCAACGGAAAGCAAUAACAAUUCACCACCGCUGAGUUUACAGCAGCAAACUUUAAAGCAAAGAAUAAAUACGUUGGUAAUGAAAACACUAGCGGACAACACUGAAAAAGAUCGUAAUUUGCAAACUGUGCAAAUGGGCGAAGCAUGGAAGCUUAAAGUAUUUCAACAAACGAGAGUCGUUGUUAAUCCGAAAGAAAGCUUACAAAUAAUUGAAGAUAUCAUGAAUCCCAGAAGACUGCAACAUGAUGGUAAAGUCAUUGUUUCGUUUGAUUGCGAAGGCAUUAAUUUGGGAGUUAAAGGUCAGUUGACGCUUCUGCAAAUUGGGACUAUGACUGGACAAGCUUAUGUUUUCGAUUUGGUUACAUGCCCAACUCUCGUUCAAAGUGGAGGCAUUCAGAAGCUUCUUGAAAGCAAUAGUGUCAUUAAGGUUAUCCACGAUUGUCGAAACGAUAGUGUGAAUCUAUUCAACCAAUUUGGCAUCACCUUGAAUAACGUUUUUGAUACACAGGCUGCCCACGCAGUGCUACAGUAUCAAGAAACGGGCAAGCCUGUGUACAAAGUAAAAAAUGUUAAUCUAAAUGCGCUUUGCGAAUUAUACGGUGCUCCAUGUAACCCGCUGAAGGAUCAGCUGAAAAAUGUGUAUCGCCGAGACCAGAGGUAUUGGUCUCGCAGGCCCCUUUCUCGGGAUAUGCUACUGUAUGCUGGCUGUGACGUACUGAGUUUGGUUCCUCAAAUAUACUCUGCUAUGUCGAGACUUAUAAAACCAGAAAUGCACACACUAUUUGCUGAACUGUGUGAGGAACAAGUGCAAAUGCACAUAAAGCCCGUUGAGGUUAAAGCACGUAAGAAGCAACGUAAAGUCGAGACCGAAGUAGCCGACUUACGAAAACGAAUGGAGGAGACUACCGGCAAAAAUAUUGUUCUCAGCAACCGUGAAAUCAGACUUUUGAGAUACUUGGAAUUAACAGAAGAGGAAAAGGAGAAAUUGAAGGGUAGCUACAAGGUUGCAAGAAAGUUAGAAAAGCUCGAAAGCCUGGGGCAAGAUAAAGGUGACAGCAGCGAUUACGAUGAAGAUGAGAGGAAUGGGGAUGCCGAAUACCCUAGCUUGGAUAGUUAUACGUCAGAAAACUCUCAUUCUGGUGGUGUAACGUCUCCACGUAAUUCAGAACCACCAAGCCUUACUGAGUCCAUGCAUAUGAUGGACGAAGUUUUAUCGGAUGGACGUAUGGACAGAUUUGAAAAGAUUGAACGUCUUGAAGCUAUAUUAUCGACAAUCACUGCCCCAUCGGACACACCGGCACCACCUAGCAACAUUCAAGUAUCUCCAUUUAAAUGUAUCUGCACUUGUCACGGUAGUAAGCCAAUUGGGACUCAACAGAAUAAUAUGAAAGUUGACCAUGUUGGCUGCCAAACCUUGAGUACAGGUGAUAUUGUUAUAACGAGGAUAUUUUUUACGGAAGCAGAUAAGGAACGAGAAAGGUCGUUGAAUUCUCCAAAAAAGUAAAACACAACGAAAAAGCACAUUCAAUCGUUGAACACUUGUUGAGCUGAUUGAUGUUGGACUCCGUUUGAAACAGUAAAGUGAUAGAGCCGUAAUUAUAUACAUACACGCCAAAGGAAUAACUUUGAUGGCAUUUAAAGUGAAAUGGAAUUGACAAUUGUAUGUUAUCAGCUGUCCGAAAGCAUACAAGUAACGAAGAUAUUACUUCACUUCUAGUUAUAUUGUUUUUUUUUACUGACAAAGUUAUCUCCACUAACACCAAUUAGAAAUAACGACGAAUUCAAUCCAGUCGAAUGAUCAUGAAACAUUAUCAAAAAUCAUGAAACAAAACCGUAUUUGCGCGAUUUGUACAGUGAUAAAUUUUAUCUGUUUAAUUAUUCUCAAAAAUUAUUCCCUGGAAAUAAUAGAAAUGCAAGAAAACAUAUCCAUUCAUUUGGACAAGUUUGAGUCUUGCUCGGAAAUUUAAUAUCUUUCAUUAUCACAAUAUGAUAGAAUUAGAAUGAGGAGCCUGAUUAUCGAGUAAGAAAUUUCGCCGCACAAAUCAUCUGUUUCAAACGUGAUAACAGUGAAAUGGUAAAGACACCAUUAGACCUCCAAGUUCACUGAAACUUCGGCAAAAUCGUGUGCUAAGAUUACUUUAGAUAAAAUUGGAAAUGCAUCGUAGAAGAGCCAUAAGAUUAAUACCAUGAAUUCAAGUACUUUUACCAAUGUUUUCAGUAUGCAAUAGAUAAGCAAUGUUCACUAACGUGAAAGUUAUUCGAUAUGCCAUAUCAAAAACUCGCAUUUAAGGAAGACAAAUUGAAAUUGCUAAUUAGAACCAAAUAACUGUAGGCCUACUUUAGAACAUUCGUGAUGCUAUAAUUUUUAUAGAAUUUAUUUUCAAAAGAAACAAUAAUUCCAACCAAUGUUAUUACGUUCGCAUAAUAUAACGUAGCUAAUAUCCUUUACUGGACGGUAAACUACAAUUACUUUUGAGAGGAUAAAGGAUUUCUAAGUUUCUAACUUAUGUGAUUAACAAUCAGUUAUCGAUAUUUAUAACGAUCCGCUCGCACAUGUGUAUUAAAUGCGUAUACCUACAAAUACAUAUGGGCGCGUGUAUACGGACCGUCUGAAUCUUUAUAUAACAUACACAUCUAUCACAUAUACAUAUAAAUGAAGUUUAUUUUUUGUGUUUCGUCAGUGUUGUAUACACAUAUUUUCUUGUUUCUUUAUUAAGCUUCAAAUCAUGUAGGAAUUAUAAUAUUGAACUAGUUGAAAUUUUAUUUAUUAUUGAAUACUGCACUGGUGUCAAGAUUUUUGCAAUAAAAGCGUAAGUGCAGAAUGUUUAACGACGAUGUAAUCGUCCGAAACUUAAUAUACGUAUACAGAAUAUUAAACAUACCGAAGUUUUCAGAGAAUCAUGAAAAAAUAAACAAAAAUUUAAUUUGUGAAUUAACAUUGUUUGAACAGCCAUUGUUUACUGCUUUAGUAGAAUCAAUUUUGUGGCCAUUUUAAUAAUUAUACCGAGAAAGCUGAAAGGCUUAUAUUAGCUUUAGUAGCGAGCUGGAUAUCUUAUGCAGUUUGAAAAUGUCAUUCAAAGUGAUCAAUUAUACAAUUUUUAAACGACCAUUGCUAGGCUGUAGUUUCCAGACACAUGUACAUGGUUCUGAGAGUAGUUCCACGAUUAUCAUUAUUUUUGUACAAAAUCUAAUAUGAUAAUUUUGAACAUGCAUAAGAACCCGUACUAACGCAAUCAAUUAUUGUAUUUAUGAUAAAACAGUUAUCAUUAGAUAGUUUUCGCUGAGAGCGGAAAAAUUAUUUAAAAAUAUAUUCCACAAAUUUGCAAUAUUGUACAAAUUUUGUGUGAAUAUACAAAAAAAUUAAAUAAACUUACAAAAAAUACGACAAAAGAUAACAAAAAAAAAGUAAAAAAAAAAAAAAAACCUUAUUCGGGAAUUAUGAUGGGUAGAGGAGCAAUGUCCUGUAUUUAGCUAUUUAAUACAAGGUUGGAUUGCAAGGAAGAUUUUUAUAUUGCUUAUUAAGAAUAACUAUUAGAUUAUAGGAAAAUACUAAGUGCAGCGUAGAACAUCGUUUCAAGGUGGACUUCCAACGAAUCGAAAUGUAAAUAAUAAUCAAUAAUGUUUUCUAUUUAACAAUUACAAAAAUAACAUUAUGUUAUGUUUUUUCAGUUUGAAUCUGAACAUAGUGAAGUGACAUUGUGAUACACGAACACAAAUGUAUACAUAAUGUUGUUAAACAGUGUACUCCAACAUGAAUAUACGUAUAAUAUGUGUGCAUUAUUUAUUUCAAACUGUUAAUGCCCAGUUAUGUGUAUAUUCAUGGUCAGUUGCAGACGCGAGUGUGUAUAUAAACAUGUAAUACAUUAAAUUUGUCUCCUAAUACGAAAUAAAAUGUAUUUUUAACGGUA
Messenger RNA from Neodiprion fabricii, 5496 nucleotides. It is a transcript of the gene egl, whose product is annotated as egalitarian protein homolog. Lineage: Eukaryota; Metazoa; Arthropoda; Insecta; Hymenoptera; Diprionidae. Bases 603 to 3092 code for a protein of 829 amino acids. The transcript is spliced from 5 exons. The record is from RefSeq and is a predicted model, not a curated record. Gene Ontology annotation, molecular function: 3'-5' exonuclease activity; nucleic acid binding. Gene Ontology annotation, biological process: nucleobase-containing compound metabolic process.